AUGGCACCGAAGCCAUCGUCGUCCUCACGCUCAUGGGACGCCCUCACGCCGCCGCUAUCACAAUGGACCCUGGACGCUGUAGCCUCUAUGGGCUUCACGCGCAUGACCCCAGUUCAGGCCUCGGCUAUCCCUCUAUGUAGUCGUCGAGGCUGUGACGGGAGUGGAAAGACUCUAUCAUUCUUGAUUCCCGUCGUGGAAAAGCUUUUGCGCCUUGAUGACCCCAUCAAGAAGCAUCAUAUCGGCGCUAUCAUUAUUUCACCAACGAGAGAGCUUGCAACCCAGAUCUAUCAGGUCCUCUUGUCCUUACUGGAAUUUCAUCCUGCGUCAGCCGCCGCAAUCCACCCUCCUGAAGGCGACGCGCCUCGUCCCAAGUCUUCCGCCUCGGUUUUGAAAGUCGUCCCACAACUCCUCUUGGGCGGCACGACGUCCCCGGCUGAAGACCUGAGCUCUUUCCUCAAGCGCUCGCCUAAUGUGCUGGUUGCGACGCCCGGGAGAUUAUUGGAGCUUCUUCCUCGCCUCAUGUUCACUGCCCGCAGUCAACUUUCGAAAUGCUUACUUCUCGACCUUGGAUUCAAGGAGGACCUUCAAAGGAUUCUGCGCCAUCUUCCUAAACAGAGAAGAACUGGUUUGUUCAGUGCCAGUAUCAGCGAGGCUGUUGAUCAAAUUGUCCGCGUAGGACUGCGCAACCCAGUCAAGAUUGCCGUCAAGGUAAAGGGUGGCUCGGGGGCUGAAGACAAGCGCACGCCAGCAAGCUUGCAAAUGACCUAUCUCACAACACCGCCGGCCCAUAAGUUCUCCAUUCUUAAGAACAUCCUCUCAUCCGUCCAGCCUACUCCCCAAAAAACAAUUUUCUUCGUGUCAACAUGCUCCAGUGUCGACUAUCUCGCCAUGAUUCUCCCUAUCAUCUUAGGCGACGAGUUCCUUCUCGUUCCUCUCCAUGGAAAACAUGCGUCCAACGUCCGCCAGAAAAAUUUCAACCGCUUCACAACUUCCACGACUCCCGCUAUUCUUUUGACCACCGAUGUUGCUUCUCGUGGACUUGAUAUCCCGUCUGUCGAUUUGGUCGUGCAAAUUGAUCCCCCAUCAGACCCCAAGACCUUUAUUCACCGCUGUGGCCGAGCAGGCCGUGCUGGUCGCCGCGGUCUGAGUAUCGUUCUUCUCCACCCCGGACGGGAAGAAGACUAUGUCCAAUUCCUCGAAGUGCGCAAGACUCCCGUUGCACCUUUCACUCUGCCAACACCUCUCUCGGAUGCGGAUGCCGCGACCAUGACUCAACGCGUGCGGUCGAAUAAUCUCCAGGACCGCUCUCACCAUGACAAGGCUCAAAAGGCCUUUGUAAGCUGGCUUCGCAGUUACAGCAAGCACCAAGCGAGCAGUAUAUUCCGGGUAGAGGACCUAGACUGGGAGGCUUUGGGCAAAGCCUGGGGUCUUCUCAGGUUACCCCUAAUGCCUGAGCUGCGCAAUUUCACAGGAGACAAGCUUCUGGGUGUCAGUGUCGACUGGGACAAUUUCGCGUAUAAGGAUAAGCAGCGUGAGAAGCGUCGUAAAGAGGAAAUGGAAGAGAAGGCGCAAGGUGGAAGCGCCCAUAAGCAAGAUUCACGCAAACGCCAAGCAGGCGAGAGUGCUGCUUGGAGUCAGAACCAAGAAUCUCGCGAGAAGAGACUCAGGCGCAAGGAGACUAUAAAGUCACGGAAACAACAGGAGAAAUGGGAGAAGCUGCCCGAGGAGGAAAAAGAAAAGAUUCGUGAGACGGAGCGAAUGGUGGAGCAGAUUCGUAUCAAGAAUGAGCAAGAACGGCUAUCUAGAAAACAGCAGGGAGCUGAGGGUGGUGAUGACGAGUUCCACGGCUUCGAUUGA
Molecule: messenger RNA, 1857 nt
Organism: Penicillium maclennaniae
Lineage: Eukaryota; Fungi; Ascomycota; Eurotiomycetes; Eurotiales; Aspergillaceae
Gene: spb4
Product: ATP-dependent RNA helicase SPB4
Exons: 5
Coding region: 1-1857 (618 amino acids)
Cellular component (GO): nucleolus
Molecular function (GO): ATP binding; nucleic acid binding; RNA helicase activity
Source: RefSeq, a predicted model, not a curated record